This is a messenger RNA of Solanum lycopersicum (tomato), 1368 nucleotides long. Its product is annotated as homocysteine S-methyltransferase 2. The record is from RefSeq and is a predicted model, not a curated record. Gene Ontology annotation, molecular function: zinc ion binding; S-adenosylmethionine-homocysteine S-methyltransferase activity. Gene Ontology annotation, biological process: S-methylmethionine cycle. Lineage: Eukaryota; Viridiplantae; Streptophyta; Magnoliopsida; Solanales; Solanaceae.
UUCUUCCUUUUUCCUUUCUCAUCAAAUUUCUAGACGUGAGUGCACCUAUCUGAAAGAGAUUAUAGAAUUUUGGAAAGAAGUACACGUAUCUGAAAGAGAUUAUAGAUUUUUGAAAAGAAGUACACGUAUCUGAAAGAGAUUAUAGAUUUUUGGAAAGAGAUUAAUUUAAUUAUAACACACACACAAAAAAAAGAUGGGGUUGAAAAGUGAGUCAACAUUUUUGGGUGAUUUUCUCCGGCAGUGUGGUGGCUACGCCGUGAUAGACGGUGGACUUGCGACGGAGUUAGAGAGGCACGGUGCCGACUUAAAUGAUUCUCUUUGGAGUGCUAAAUGUCUUGUUAGCUCUCCUCAUCUCAUAAGAAGGGUGCACCUAGAUUACCUGGAAGCUGGUGCCAACAUUAUAAUCUCUUCAUCUUAUCAGGCAACCCUUCAGGGAUUCGAAGCCAAGGGAAUUUCAAGGGAAGAAGGUGAAGCAUUGCUCAAAAGAAGCGUGGAGAUAGCAUGUGAAGCGCGAAACAUAUAUAAUGACAGAGCUUCCAAAGGUUCUUGGGAUGAUUUUAUUGAUGGAGCCGGUUUGAAACGCAAUCCGGUCUUGGUUGCAGCGUCUGUGGGAAGUUACGGAGCUUAUUUGGCUGAUGGUUCUGAAUAUAGUGGAAUUUAUGGUGAUGCGAUUACUGUGAAAGCUCUAAAAGAUUUUCAUCGAAGGAGAGUACAGGUUCUUGCAGAUUCAGGUGCUGAUUUGAUUGCAUUUGAGACAACUCCAAACAAAAUCGAAGCUCAGGCUUAUGCUGAGAUUCUUGAGGAAGAGGCUAUCAACGUUCCUGUGUGGUUUUCCUUCAGUUCUAAAGACGGUAUCAAUGUAGCCAGUGGCGAUUCCAUUGCAGAAUGUGCUUCAAUUGUUGAUUCGUGUAAGCAAGUCGUUGGAAUUGGAAUCAAUUGUACCUCUCCGAGAUACAUUCAGGGGCUGAUCCAAUCAAUCCGAAAGGUAACAAGUAAACCAAUACUUGUAUAUCCAAACAACGGUGAGACUUAUGAUGGCGUAAAGAAGGAAUGGGUGGCUUCAAGGGGCGUCGUAGAGGAAGAUUUUGUGUCAUACGUGGACAAGUGGUGCGACGCUGGGGCGUCACUCGUUGGAGGUUGCUGCAGGACUACCCCAAAUACCAUUAGAGCUAUUUCCAAGGUUCUCUCCAGGAGGUCUCAGAGUGUUUAAACCGAGUUUUUUUAGGGCUAAAUAUGUUAAAAGAGUUAUGGAACUAAAAUGAUUCUGUUUUAUAUGUUGUUUCUCACUACAAUGGUGAUAGUGCUAUAAUUUUCUUACAUUGUACUUUAGGCAUUUCAAUUCAAUUUAUAUGACCUUGUUUUCUAUUU